Messenger RNA from Paramecium pentaurelia, 909 nucleotides. Lineage: Eukaryota; Ciliophora; Oligohymenophorea; Peniculida; Parameciidae. The record is from the annotation of a GenBank genome assembly.
AUGUUAUAAUAAAGUAAACAAUUGAGAUAACAAUAUGAACAAGAACUUGAGUAAUAACUUUCUUUUGAUCGAAAAGCUAAAUUACGGUAUUAUGAAAAUCAGUUGCAUCCAUAACCUAAAUACUUCAAAUGCAUCAAAACACCUAAUAGAUCAUAUUUACAAUAAUCAAUUAAAAUACCAAAAGUUGAAUAAAGUUAUAGAGAUUUUACAGAUAUAAAAAACUCUUUAUUUUAAGAACAAAUUUCAGUGAUAUAACCAUUUUGUCAUUGUAAAUUGGAACAUAUGGCAUAAUAAUUAUAAAAUAAGAAAUUUAAAAGAAUUAUAAGAUAAACAAAAUAGAUUGCAUAAGUAAUAUAUUUUUGUAAGGCCAGAAUACAGAAUCUCUAAAGGAAUAUUUGGUGUGAAUUAAUUAAAAAUUAUAAUAAAUAAGUUUAAAAAUAGUAAUACUAAAAAAUUGCAAAUAACUUAAAAGCUCACAUAUAACAUUUUCUUUUAAAAUAAAUACUAUUUUAAUGGAGUAUUAUGCCAAAAUAGAAGAAAAGAGCAUUACAAUUAAUUAUUAUGAAAUAAUUCUUCCUAAAAUGGCGUAGAACAUAACCAAUUUCAUCAACAUUAUAAUGGUUUUUUAAAAUUUGGAAGGAAUAUGUAAAAGAGAAAUAGGCAAAGAAGAUAUAUACAUACUAAAGAACUAGAAAAUUAUUUGAAUUUUGGAAAUUGAAGACAUCCUUAAAAAGAGUUAGAGUGAGAUAAUAAAUCUUAGCAAAACAUCAUUAUAAUAAAACACUUAUCCAAUGUGUUUUUGGAUUACUUUAAUAAAAUAUCUAACUAAAUAGAGGAAAUCAAUCAUAAUUUUCAAAUGAGUUUCUAAAAUCAGAUUCUCAAAUUUAGACUAUUAAAUUGCAACAAUGA